AUGGCUGCACGCACCUCCCUGCCUGUCCAGCCCCCGGAGGCCUCGACCGUGCUCCAGGUCCAGGGCAUUGACAUCAACGGAUGGAAGAUCCGGACGGUCAAGUCAUCGAUCCUCACGUCGGAUGAAGGCGAGGCAUGGCGUGAGGCGCUCGGUCUACCGGAGCUACCCGAGAUGGUCUUUGGCGGUGCGAGGGUCCAGUUUGUCCACUCCUCGGGCGCCAUUGUGACGUUCAAGGCCUUUGAUGCCCUCGCCAUGGUCGACAACCAGGCGCAGCCGCCGAUGGUGGCGGCGUCGGCGACGUGGAUGCAGACCGCGUCGACCGAAAAGGCGCAGGACUCGGUCGAUGCCUUUGAUUGGACGUACAACACGGCGUACGGCGGGACCACCGGCAUGCUUGUCGAACCGUCCAAGGAGCUGAAGGUCAAGCCUGUCGAGGUCAAGGUCCAGCCUGUGCCUGAAAAUGACGCCGCCGACAACAUCACGCCCGGCGACGGCGACGGGCCGGGCGUCUUUGUCGCCGUCCCGGCGCCGGUCCCGCCGGCCAAGUCGAUCGACUACGACCUGCUCCGCAAGCGCGAGCCUAUCCUCUUCUUUGACGAGGUCAUGUUCUUUGAGGACGAGCUGGCUGACCACGGCUCGUCGACCCUUGUUGCCAAGCUGCGGGUCAUGCCCUCGGCCUUCUUCUGCCUCCUCCGCCAGUUUAUCCGUGUCGACGGCGUCGUUGUUGCCGUCAACGACACUCGCCUCUUCCACGCCUUUGGCACUUCGCGUGUCAUCCGCCGCAUUACCUCGGCGACCGCCGAGUGCGCUGCCCUCGAGGCAGCCAACCCGACCAUCACCCCGGCCUUUUACGCCGACGUCGAGGCCGUCAUCCCGCUCCUCACCACCACCCGCGACGAGACCGAGGUACUCGAGCUCUGAUGCCAGGUGCCAGCGCACGGACUAGAUAGACUGCGUUUGCUUGUGCUCUCUUGCUUCAUUUGCUCAGCACAGAAACUGCGGGUCGGGCGCCCACUGCCAGUCGCGGUACCAGACGCGCAGCUUCUUGGAGGUGUUGGGAAAGGCCUCGAUGGCGGCCUGAUCGUCGGCGUCGAGAUAGGACUUGAAGAAAUCGUAGACCAUGUCCUUCUUCUUGACAAAGUCGGAAAGAUUCAUGUCGAUGAUCUUGGGCAGGUAGAUCUUGUUCUUAGCCGGCUUGAUUUCGAUGACGCGCUUGAUAGAGGCGGCGACUUGGGCGUCAAGCUCGACGUCGAUGGUAGCCGGGUGGUAGACGCGGACGGGGCCGGCCGACUCGGUGAGGUUAGAGCAGGCAAAGUGGAUGCGGGGAUCAAAGUCGCCGGGUGGGAU
Molecule: messenger RNA, 1347 nt
Organism: Thecamonas trahens ATCC 50062
Lineage: Eukaryota; Apusomonadida; Apusomonadidae
Product: TIP41 protein
Exons: 3
Coding region: 1-921 (306 amino acids)
Biological process (GO): TOR signaling
Cellular component (GO): cytosol
Source: RefSeq, a predicted model, not a curated record